UCAUUUAAACCUUUAACCAGUAUAACAACACUUGCUUUUGUUCUUGGAUAAGAUGUCUGGCAUGUAUCUAUUGGCAAGUAUCCUCUGCCUGGCCUUUGGCAGCAGCCUCGGCUCUAUCAUGGAGGGCAACUACAAUGUGACCGCGAUGUGUACGACGGUCAAAGUAGGCACACAGCUGGGCAGCAUUGAGUCGUGUGAUUACUACUAUGUGUGCACCCAAAAUGGUCCCGUGCAGAGCUAUUGCCAGACUGGCUACUCGUACAACUACAAGGCACAGACCUGCAGUCCCUCGUCGCAAGUAAAGUGCUAUUAUGGAGUAGCAGAUCCAUGCGAGGGCAGCACCGGCGACCUUUGGGUUCCAGCUCCGAACACAUGCAAUCAAUGGAUCUACUGCAAAAAUGGUGUGGCCAGCGGAAGCGGCACUUGCGGAGAUUUGACCUUCAGUGCGUCAUUACAGCAAUGUAUUUACGGUGACUGCAAUGUAUUAGAAGAAAGUGGCGGACCAAGUCUAAACAGCCUCUGCGAGGUGGUGCCUCCUAAUAUCUACUUUGGCAGCGUCAGCAAUUGCACGACAUACAACUACUGUUACCCAGACGGCUCGCUGGGCAGCGGCACAUGCACAACGAGUGCUUUCAUUGUAUCAGCUGGCGCCUGCGGGUAUAAUACAAACGGUGCCUGCGAUCGAGUUCAAGAGAAUGCAGUAUCUGACACUUGCACAGACUCCGGCGAAUUUAUUGGCGAUCCAAAAAUCUGCGGAAAUUAUCUCUACUGCAAUGGUAAAACCUAUGAACAGAAGAGCUGUCCCGGUACCCAGUAUUGGGACACUAUAUCAAAUAGCUGCAAGUCUCGCCUAAUAGCCGUUCCGAGAGAGGGCUGCAAUCGUUGCCAGUAUGCCACAACACCAUUCGUGAACGCUGUAAACAACCAGAACUGUAAUACUUACUACUACUGCACAAAUGGCAGCAAUGGCGCAGUUAGCACCUGCCCAGUGGAUUACUUCUUCAAUGAAUUUGAACAAGGUUGUGCCCCUGUUAGUGGUCUUACCGAUUAUGGAACUGCAUAUGCUCCUUGCAUGGGAGCCACAGCUUUGACGACAACCUCUACACCAACCACUACACCAACCACUACACCAACCACUACACCAACCACUCCAUCAAAAUGA
Molecule: messenger RNA, 1162 nt
Organism: Drosophila hydei
Lineage: Eukaryota; Metazoa; Arthropoda; Insecta; Diptera; Drosophilidae
Product: peritrophin-48-like
Exons: 3
Coding region: 53-1162 (369 amino acids)
Cellular component (GO): extracellular region
Molecular function (GO): chitin binding
Source: RefSeq, a predicted model, not a curated record